This is a messenger RNA of Lasiosphaeria miniovina, 1884 nucleotides long. Its product is annotated as regulator of chromosome condensation 1/beta-lactamase-inhibitor protein II. The record is from RefSeq and is a predicted model, not a curated record. Gene Ontology annotation, cellular component: cytoplasm. The transcript has a single exon. NCBI's taxonomy places the organism in Eukaryota, Fungi, Ascomycota, Sordariomycetes, Sordariales, Lasiosphaeriaceae. The coding region runs from base 1 to 1884 and encodes 627 amino acids. Gene Ontology annotation, molecular function: guanyl-nucleotide exchange factor activity.
AUGCCUCCGAAGCGAACCUCUGCACGCGCCGCUGCGGCGGCCACAACCACCACCACCAAACCUGCGGCCAGCGCCACCAAGAAGGCUGCCCCCGUCGAGACGAAGAAGAAGGCUGUCGCCGCGACCAAGCCCAAGCCUGCCAUGGCCAAGCCUGCCAUGGCCAAGCCUGCCGUGGCCAAGCCUGCCGUGGCCAAGCCUAAGCCCGUCGCGCCAAAGAAACCCACUCCUGCCGCUGCCCGCAAGUCGCAGAAGGCCUCCGAAGAGUCGGACAAGGAGAAUGUUGGCGGUCGUCCCUUGGUGAACGGCGUCAAGCGCAAGCGUGGCGCCACACUUGACGAUUCUGAGGACGAGUCGGCCGAGGAAGACGCAGAAAGCGAUGUCGAGAUGGCUGAUUUCGACGGAGCUGAAGAGUCGGACGUCCCGGCUCCGGCACCCAAGCGCGUAAAGAAGGGCCAGUUGACGGCGCGCCCAACCAAGAAGACUAAGGUUGCCCCGGCCGAGGCCGCGCCCAAGAAGGCCGCUGCCCCCAAGAAGGAAGCCGCGCCCAAGAAGGUCACCAAGGCGGCAAAGAAGCAACUCAAGGUCAUCAACGAGGCCCCUAAGCGCGUCAUGGACAUCUUUGUCUUUGGCGAAGGCAGCUCUGGCGAGCUAGGCCUCGGCGCCGUCAAGGUCGAUGGCAAGAAGCCCAUUGACGUCAAGCGGCCCCGCUUCAACAGCGUCCUCAAGAAGGUCGUUCAGGUUGCUUGCGGUGGAAUGCACGUCGCCGCUCUGACCAGCGACAACAAGAUUUUGACCUGGGGCGUCAACGACCAAGGCGCUCUCGGCCGCGACACCGCCUGGGACGGUGGCCUGCGCGACGUCGACGCCGAGGAUUCCGACGACGACGACGAAGAUUCCGGCCUCAACCCCAACGAGAGCAACCCCGCCGAGAUCGACACCUCCGAAGUCCCCGAGGACACCAACUGGGUCCAGGUGGUCGCCAGCGACAGCGCCACUUUUGCCCUCACCGACACUGGCCUCGUCUAUGGAUGGGGCACAUUCCGGAGCAACGAAGGCAUUCUCGGCUUCAGCCGCACCGUCUUGAUCCAGAAGCUGCCGUCGCUCGUCCCGGAGCUCUCCAAGAUCAAGCAGCUGGCCGCCGGAUCCAACCACAUUCUAGCGCUAGACGAGAAGAGCAAGAUUUUCGCUUGGGGCGCUGGCCAGCAGGCUCAGCUUGCCCGCCGCCUGCUCGAGCGCGACGACCACGCCGCGCUGUACCCUUCGGGCAUCGGCUCGCUUCCCGGCCGCGCCAAGGCCGAGGACAUUGAGUGCGGCUCCUACCACUGCUUCGUGGUCGAUAAGCAAGGCCGCGCCAUUGGCUGGGGCCUCAACAACUACGCCGAGCUCGGCAUCUCCACCGAGGCCGGCAACGACGGCGGUUACAUCCUCAAGCCGCAGCUGAUAGACUCGCUGUCCGACUUCGAGGUGGCGGGCAUCGCCGGCGGCGAGCACCACUCUCUGGCGUACACCAAGGACGGCAAGCUGCUCACGUGGGGCCGCAUCGACGGCCACCAGGUCGGCCAGCCCACGGCCGUCUUCACCGAUGACAACUCCAUCUUCGACGAGAACGGGAAGCCGCGCAUCCUGCUCAACCCCACCGCCGUCGCCGGCAUCAGCGGCGUCGUUCACGUCGCCGCCGGCACCGACCACAGCUUCGCCGUCACCGCCCAGGGCAAGGUCUACUCGUGGGGCUUCUCCGCCAACUACCAGACCGGCCAGGGCACCGACGACGACAUCGAGAGGCCCACCCUCAUCGAUAACUCGGCCAUCCGCGACCGCAAGAUCGUCUGGGCUGGAGCCGGCGGCCAGUACUCCGUCCUGGGCGCCGAGCCGCAGUCUUCUUAA